AUGGCAUCCACUCCCUCCAACCGGCUUAAGCUUACGCCCAACAACUCUCCAUAUCUUUCCCGACCCUCGCGUUCUCCCAUCCGGCCCCGCGGCUUCUGCGAACCCGGCCUGUCUCUCCGACGUGUGAUAGGUACAACCUGCAGCUCCCCGACCGGAUUUGAUACGGUCCACUCAUCGUUCGCCUAUAUUGCUGGCGGCGCCGUGGUGGUGGUGGACGUGUCUGGCGAGCAUUAUUCUCAACGAUUCUACCGGGCCAGACCCUCUGCUGUGCCCGUAUUUUCCGUGUCUCCGGUCUCAAAUUCAUCUUCUACACUGAACAGCACCCCAAAAGCAAACGAUAGUAGGAACCGAGCGGCGCCCUCCCCGCGAGAUGGUUCAUAUGGCGGCUCAGACUGGCUGGACGCACCAAGCUCCAAAACCUGGACGAGUCGAGAGCGCAUCAAGGCAGCCACCUGUCUGGCCCUUAGUAGAGAUGGAAGAUAUCUCGCCGUGGGCGAGACGGGCUAUGCUCCACGGGUGCUCAUAUUCAACCUCCAGGACGUUUCCUCUGACACGCCACUGGUCUCGAUUAGCGAACACACGUUUGGCGUCAACGCCGUGGCAUGGUCCCCAGACACCAAAUUUCUGGCCUCCUUAGGUGCUGCCAACGAUGGGUUUCUUUACCUAUGGAAAAUCGAUCCCCGCACAGGUGCGGCAAAGCUGUUUCAACAAAAUCGGUGUACCGCUCAGGUGAAGGGCUUGUUUUGGAUGGGUAGCAACCUGAUUACGCUGGGCGUUCGUCACGUGAAAGUUUGGAGGGUGGAUGAAGGCUCAAUAGCCACCCCGGUGAAGCCUAGGUUUGGCGGAGAGCAAGCUGCUCAGGCCGCCGCUCAGCAAGCCCAAAAACCCCUUUCCGGAAGAAACAUCCUUCUGGGCACCAUGCUGGACGAAACAUUCGUCUGCGCAAUCGCCAUCAGCGACGAGAAAGCCAUUGUCUGCUCGGAAACGGGCCACGUAUGCCUGUUGGACGACACGAAUAAACAAAUGAAACUUGUCAAGGUGCUGGACCUUGGCUUCAACAUUGGCUGCAUCUCCACCCGAAACGGGAGCGUAUAUGUGGGCGGCAAAGAGGACGGCGAUUUCGCCCUCGUGAGUCUCGAGGGAAUCCUCAGUGGCACGCCAGACCCAACACUUCGGAGCUCACAGACCUCAGAAGGCCUCGCGGCCAUGGGGUUCUUGGCUGAAAACCUGGUGACGGUCAACAGCAAGCAGUCGAUUGAUGUUUGGGGUCCGGAUUACAUGCCUGGGACUACCCCAGACGACACAAAACGCAUCCCUAUACCAGGCCCGGGUGAUCCUAUCGUUGGCACCCAGCGGCUCUCUGCGUCGAAUAAACUCGGUGCCGCUUUCUUCACGUGGGCCGGCUUCGGGCGAGUGAAUAUCUGGGACCUGGACGGCAUGAUCAAAUCAGCCUUUGAUGUUCCCAUUGAACAACUCGACAUGGGCAACGAAGUCGAGGUCAAUCAAGUUGUUGUGGUGAGAGCCACAGGUGACGGCAGCCUCUUCGUUGCUGGCGACAAGCUGGGUGUUCUUCGGAUCGUGGACUCUUCGACAGGAGGGUGCGUGAUGGAGACCAAGGCUCAUUCGUCAGACUGCCAGGAUAUCACGAUUCACGAGGGCCAGUCGAGAACCCUCAUCGCUUCAUGCGGCAGAGACCGAACAGUCCAACUGUUUCAACGGUUGGCGACAGGUGCUUUUGAGCACUUCCAGACACUGGAGUUCACUGCCAAGGUUGUGCAAGUGCUCAUCCCUACUGAGGAUAAGCUCAUGACGUGCUCCCUGGAUCGAACGAUUCAGAUACACGAUUUGGUCACCAAGGAGAACGAGCCGGAUGCUAUGGCCGCGAUACCCUCCAAGGUCGUUUCGCUAAAGGCUUCUCCGUCAUCCAUGACGGUGACACCUGAUGAGAAGGCGAUCUUUGUCGCUUUGCUGGACCGCUCGGUCUGCCAUUAUGAUUUCACAACUGGGCGGCUGCUUGGGUCUUUCAAGUGCAACGAUGAGGCGGGACUGGAAUCUGUCGUUUUGGAAUCUCUCACAUUUGGCCAGCUUGGAAAUGGUGAUCUGUCGUUCUUGCUGGGUAUCUCCAACACGGACAAAUCGGUGCGGAUAUACGACGCUCAGUCUGGGUUGUUUUUGGACCGCGAAUGGGGCCACACCGAGGCUAUCAAUGGUGUCGUUUUGAUCGACGGUGAUGAAGGUGGAAAGAGAGUCGUCAGUGUGGGCGAGGAUGGUACCAUUAUGAUCUGGACGCUUGACUUUCAAGAUCCCGUCGCUAGCGGGUCACGAACUCGCGAUCCGUCACCCGACAAGAACAUUUCGACAUCCACCAGACCGCCGUUACGAAAGGUUCUCUCGAAAGCAGAGUUAGCCGAGUUUCAACGGCCAACAACGUCCCCUGGCGGGCGUAGAUCACCGCCCCGUGCUUCACAUCGGCGGGCUAGUAAGUUCCAUGUGACGACAAACACGGCGAGGACGCCCAACACCGAAAAGCAACAACUCAGUCCGGGGAGCGGGGUAGCAGAAGAGACUCCCUCUCGGCGAGCCUCUUCAGGGGGCAGCAGAUCAGAUAGCCCUCCACCACCCGAUAGCCCCAAGAACAGGGCGCGGAUGUUUCGCCGACCAUCUCUCCCGGCCUUGAACAUGACGCCGACGGCGAGCAUAAAGUCCAAGAAGAAGUCCAACCAAAAUAUGCGGAGCGGGUAUAGCUUUGGCAGCCUCAGCAUGGCCACCGAGCAAACCUGCCGUCAACUACGGGCCUACCGCAAGAAACUAAACUCGAGCGAUUCCAUCAACAGCGAUAUCCUCUCUGAACUCGACGCCGAACUCCGGCUUACGGCGGCGGCGCUGGGGGAACGGGCGAUCAGGAGCAGGAGCAGCCGCGAGCCGGACGAGCACAAGCCAGUCAGCGAGUCGAUGCUGAGCGGCCUACUGGACCAGUAUAGUGAGCGAUUGGUCAGCAUGCUGGACGAGAAGCUUCGACUGCGGCUCAGCGAGGAGGAGAAGGAUUCUCUUGUUAGGGACAGGCCGAGGACCUCUGGGCAAGGCUCGUCGAGUUCGGAGGGGAGCAGGGGGGGGACGUUUACGGAUGCUGUGCUUUGUGAGGAGCCUGGGUCUGCUUGA
This is a messenger RNA of Podospora bellae-mahoneyi, 3159 nucleotides long. RefSeq lists its product as uncharacterized. Gene Ontology annotation, molecular function: protein binding. Lineage: Eukaryota; Fungi; Ascomycota; Sordariomycetes; Sordariales; Podosporaceae. Bases 1 to 3159 code for a protein of 1052 amino acids. The transcript has a single exon. The record is from RefSeq and is a predicted model, not a curated record.